Molecule: messenger RNA, 5473 nt
Organism: Bombyx mori (domestic silkworm)
Lineage: Eukaryota; Metazoa; Arthropoda; Insecta; Lepidoptera; Bombycidae
Gene: psidin
Product: phagocyte signaling-impaired protein
Exons: 11
Coding region: 144-2912 (922 amino acids)
Biological process (GO): N-terminal peptidyl-methionine acetylation
Cellular component (GO): cytoplasm; NatB complex
Molecular function (GO): protein binding
Source: RefSeq, a predicted model, not a curated record
AUCGUCAAGCCUAAAGGCAUAGAUAAAGAUAAAGCUCGCAAAACAAACGUGCUAAUUGCUCAAUUUCAGUCUACGGCUUAAAAAGUUCAAAAUUUGCCGAUAGCACAUUCGGUUUUGUACAAAAAUCUAGCUAUAAAUGAAAAAUGGCGUUAAGAUCGCAGCAUGUGCACGAUGGUGGCGUUGUAGAACGACGGUUGCGGCCUGUAUAUGAUUGGCUGGAUAAUGGGUAUAAUAAAAAGGCUUUACAAGAGGCGGAAAAGGUAUUAAAAAAGAGUCCAUCGUUACAAGCGGCGCGAGCUUUGAAAGCUCUAGCACUUUAUAGGUUAGGUAGAGCCCAAGAGGCAGGAGCUGUGCUAGAUGCAUUGGUCGAGGAGAAGCCUAGCGAUGACACGACAUUACAGGCGAUGACAAUGUCAUUUCGAGAGUCUCAGCAAUUGCACAAAGUUUGUACCAUCUAUGAAAAUGCUGUGAAAAUAGAUACAACAAAUGAGGAACUACAUUCUCACCUGUUUAUGUCAUAUGUACGGGUCGGAGAUUUUCGAUCGCAGCAACGAGCAGCAAUGGCAAUAUACAAGUUUGCGCCAAAAAAUCCAUAUUAUUUCUGGGCAGUCAUGAGCAUAGUUUUGCAGGCCAAAGAAACAGAAGACACAACAAAAAGGAACAUUCUCCUCACUCUUGCCCAAAGAAUGAUAGACAAUUUUAUAUCUGAAAAUCGAAUGGAAGCCGAACAAGAGGCCCGCCUGUACAUAAUGAUAUUAGAACUACAAGAGAAAUGGGAAGAUAUAAUCAAAUUUAUAGAAAGCCCUUUGUAUGGACAACUUAUACCUGGUUCUAUAUCGCAAGCUUGUAUUCCGUAUUUGAAAAAGUUGGGUAGAUGGAAAAAAGUCAACAUCCUCUGUAAAGAGCUACUAUAUGAUAAUUUAGAUAGAUGGGAUUAUUACAUGCCUUAUUUCGACUCUGUCUUCCAUUUGAUGAAAGAGAAUAGCAACGAAGAAAAUAUAGACGAUACGGCUGAGAAAUGCCAUGAAUUUAUAUGUCAGUUAGUCGAAAGUAUGUCUUCCGGGCGAACAUUGAGAGGUCCUUACUUAGCCAGACUGGAAUUGUGGAAACGUUUGUCUGUCGAAGGAGAUCCGACAGCGUUACUCGGUAGUGCGUUGGCACUCUGCGUGCAGUAUUUAAGGGUGUUUGCAAGUAAACCUUGUGCUGUACCAGACUUGAAAGUUUAUUUAGCGAUGAUACCCCAAGAAGAAAGGGAGGCUAACUGCAGAGAUUUCCUGACAUGCCUCGGUUUCGAUGAAAACUCUGAACCAGAAACGAUGGACGACAUACAGCGUCACAUCUCGUGUCUGACAGCAUGGCGCCUGACAGCCCCUCGUCCUGGUACGACAGACGCCCUCCAGCUAGCCGCUACGCUCAGGAGGCAUUACCUCAGGUCCCUCGAGAAAAACAUGAUCAAGUACUCAACUACUGAGUUCUGUUCCGCAGAUAGCUAUGCGAUACUAGCGGCUCAUCAUUAUUUUUAUGCUGCAACAGAACAGAAGAGCUCAAAACCCAUCCUCGAAGCCUUGUGUUUGUUAGAAUUAGUAUUGUUGUAUUCACCAGCGAAUUAUCACGUGAAGCUUCUUCUAGUGCAACUGUAUCAUCUGCUAGGUAACGCAUUAGCGGCAGAUUCGAUCUACCGUCGCCUAGAGCUGAAGCACAUCCAGCUGGUGUCGCUGGGCUGGCUGCACACUGCGCGAGCGGACGCGGCCUGCGUGCCGACGCGCGCCCUGCAGCUGCUGGCCGACCUUAGGGCCUUCCACACGCACCACGCUAAGGAUCAGAGCAUCGAGCACAUGACGUACGCGUACAAGUUCGGCACGUUCGAGAAGGUGGUGGAGCUGCGCGCGUGGGCGGCGCGGCUGGAGGCGUGCGCGCUCUGUGCCGUGUCGGCGCGCCGCCGCGACCUGCUGGCGCUGCUCGCCGCCCCCGCGCCGCCCGCGCCCCCCGCGCCCCUGCACGCCGCGCACACCGACAACCGCGACCUGAACAUCAUCGUGAACUGGGAGCCGCCCGAGCUGCAGGAUCCUGAUUUGAGAUCUCGAACGUUCGAUCAGGAUAUGGCCUACCUCCGCUUGACGGACGCGCUGCUGUCCUCGGUCACGCUGUGCACGGAACUCGCCGAGAACAAACCGAUCGAAGAGAAGAUGCAACAUUACGAGCAACUGCGAACCUGCGUCGACACGUUCAGCGAAGCGAUGGAGAAAUGUACAGAGAAAUAUUGCGUUUACGAGAAGAUCACUAUAUCCGGACCGUUUCCUUCCAGGAUAAUUGGUUUCGUAAGUUCGCCGGUGCCGUAUCGGGAACUGUACUCGAUAACGCUGCGCAUGAUCGGCGAGCUGUCCAUGAACAACACUGACAAAGUGCACGAGCUGUGCGAUCAAGUCGUCGCCAUCAUUUUGAUUUCGUCAAAACUUAUCGUCCAAGAGAUCCGAUACGGCGCUGAAGACAACGGCUGGUCGAUGCGGGAUAGACUCGAGUCGCUGUCCAAUUAUUUACAAUCAAUCGGCGUGCUAACGUAUUUACUGGGCGUUUGCUACGAGAUGAUAACUCCGACGAACACAAAGAAAUCUAAGAAGAAAGCGAACCGCUCCGUCGAUCAGAUGCAAACGAUAAAAUUAAUUGACAACAUAAACGUGACGUUGCAACAGGCGAUCGCUUCGCUCGAGGAGCUCAUGGACCUCUGGCCUGACUACGACUUCUCGGUCGACCUGGAAGAAGAACUGACCAGAAUGAACAUUAACCCAACCGCACCCAGCCCGGUCGAGAAUAAACUGAAGCUAGGCCUCGACAAGAUAAUUGAAGACAUACAGAAUAUACUGAAACGAAAGACUGCUUAUUUGAAAGGCUUAAUACUAAAUACUAAUACUUAAUAGUGACAAAUUUUAGUUAUAACGUCAACGGUUCGAUUUCGCCUCUAUAUAGUUCAUUAUACAGGGUGUGUGGAGAUCAUUCUUUAAGGCGGUGUCUAGUGCUUCUUGAGGCGCGAAAAUUUCGCGAAUUUGUCGUUACUAGUCUUUAAUCAACGAUUCGAGAUUCGAUGAUGAUCACUAAACACCACAAAGUUUUUGAUAAUUUUUGUCUUUUGUUUUUUUUUAUUGACGCGUGACGAAGAAAACCUGUUCACAAAUUCGUUUUAAUGAUGCACACAUAAAAUGGAUAAUAGAUAACCAAACAAAAAAAUCUUGGUAUAAUAGCCGGCAAACUUCUUGAGCAUUUGUUGACGUAGUGGGGGUAAGUUUGCGCAUGGUAUACUCACGUGCAAAAACAUUAUUUACUCUGCGUCAUAAUGCAAUUAAAUUAUUAAAAUCAACAUAUGUAUUUUUUUAUAUAUUUAUUAGAACAUCAACAAAAAAUGUAGGUUAAUAAUUGUAAUAAUUUAAUCUUGGGGUAAAAUAGAUAUUCCUUCUAUUAAGUCAAAACUAGAGCUGUUGCCAGGUCUUGGUUCAGUUGAAGCGAAGCUGGUAUUUGUAUUUUUUUUUUCGUUAUCAUAAUCUUGACCAUUAUCAUCAUCACUGUUUUCAUCACCCGAGUCGCCAUCAUCGUGAUAAGUCGACAUAGGGCUCAUCGGUGUAGUUUACGACUCGGUCGGUUCGAUCUUCUUUUUUGUCUAUAAUUAAUUAUUUUUUGAAGAUAUUCGAUUCGUAGUAAUCGAAUGUUACUUUUUUCAAUUACCAGCUUCUGAUUAUUUUCUGUUUUUUUUUUCCAUCUGAAGCCUAGCUCUUUCAUAAUUCGUCGUAAACUUCAUUCCGAGCCAUUAAAAUGUAUAUCUUCUUUAAAAUUUUCGAAGCCUUUCUACGGUACGGAGUUUCGCUGCUUGUUAUGUAGUUAUUAUGAUUACAUCUUUUUAUUACAGAUUGAACGAAACUAUCCAUUCCGGUAACUUUCUUCUUCCCUGAUCUUUUCUUACCCGGAGUCCCAAGCACGAUGAGCAAGCCAGAGCCUUUAGCUUCGUUAAUAAUGCACCUAACAGUACUCACUGAUGUUUUUGUUGCUUCCGAAGUCUGUUUUACUUUUUCCAUAAUAUCAUUCUUCCCCUGUUUUAUAAUGAAGCAAUAUACGUCGUACACAAUUUUUCUACCCUCUCUUUUGAAUACUACACCGGUUUGUCGCGGCAUAGUGUAUGUUUUAUAAAAAAUCAACAAAUACACAACAAAUAGCAAUGGCAACAAAGUCCACAAGUAAUUAUAACAAAUAACUUAACGAUUAAUAACGAUAGACUUUAAUAAUAUAAUAACUUUCCACUGUACGCAAGCGUACUUUUGGGAGCAAGCGGAACGAGGGCGCGGUGCGGGACGCAAGGUUCGACUGAUCUACCAAUAACGCGCUCGAUACGAUUUCCCCUGCCGUCGCGCCUCACCCUCACCACCAAAGUGAUCUAAAAUUCGGUUCUGCGCAGUCAAGGUCAUUUGCUCAAGAUGUUUGCCGGUUACUAUACCUACACUAUUUUUUUUAUUUUUUUUUUUUAAUGCCCUUGCAGGCAGACGAGCAUACGGCCCACCUGAUGAUGAGUGGUUACCAUACACUAACAGAUAAGAAAAUCGUAUUAAACACGUUUUUGUCUUUGUCUUAUCGACCUUAACGACAGACGCCUUAAAAUUUAGAUUAAUAUUUUAACACUAACACGUUUACCUACGUUUUCCACUAGGGGCGCUGUUCCAAAUGCAUACAAAUUUGAGUUAACUUUUACGGUAUCCAGAACGUUAAAAAACUCGCACUAAGGGCACAACAGAUCGCUUAGUGUGUGUACCUUUUUUUUCCCUGCCUAUGCUGAUAGCCUUGAGAGGCUGUUUCAGCUUCACCAGAACGUGUAGGUGAGAUUACGGGGCUCAAACCGGAGUGUUGCCAACACUGGCCCUAGCAAGAGCCGUGCUUCGCAGAAUCUACCACCGGAUCGGAAACGCGACCUACUGAGAAGAUCUGGCGUGGAACUCAGUGGGCUGUGUCUAUGGGUAAAUUUACUCGUCGAGUCCUUCGUCGCAAGCGACGGGUUCGGCGAGGACGGCGACCGUUGCUUGUGGUGCCUAAAAGCACCAUUAAUUGAUCGGGAGGAGUGUGACACAAUGUUAUCAGUAUAGAUUUAUUUUGAAGAAUUACGAGAUAUGUCAUUCCGUAAACACUAAAGAUGGCACAUUAAACGAGACGAGAUUGGACCGUAAGUGUUUUGUGACACGCGUUAUGAAUGUAGAAAAUCGAAUGAGUGCGGACUUUAGUAUCGAUUUAAUAAUUAUAAAUUGUUUCGGUGAACAUAUCGUGUAAAUAUUUAUAUUAUUAUAUUUUAAUUUGUGUGUUUUCUGUUUAGUUAUCGUUUUCGCUGUAUAUGUAAUUUAAAAGUAAGUUAAAAGUCUUAAUUAAAAGUAUCGUGCCUGAAAAUUACUUGUAAAGUUGUGCGUAAUUUUUUGAUAUAAAAAAAUACAUGAAGUAUGAAAAAUGA